UUUGUUGUCGGAGUUGAAACACUUUACCCUAACCCUCCAAAUAAAAAUCCGAUCUUUCCAAUUUUCUCAUCUUCUUCCUUCCUCCUUCGCCAUGCUGACCACGAGAAAAUGGUUGGCGAUGGCGAGCCUUCCAUGAUGGCGUCGUGCUGUCGCCGCGAGCGUUUAUCUUCUUUGUCUUGGUCUCGCAGCGUUUCUAUUAUUUUUGACGAGUUUCAGCGGUAGUCCACUCUCGGAUUGGUCCAAGUCACUUUACCCCCAUCCAUACCGUGCAUUUCUGCAAGUUUGAACACUUUCGAACACCAACCAUCUUAAAUCAGAGUCCAUUUGGAUAUUGGGUAAGAAUAUCCCUCUUGAACGCGCUAUCGAUAUGAUCGUUUAUUGUUUAGGCUUUGAUGAUGUUUGUUCAAGGAAGUGAACUUUCGGUUGUCAUUGAGGACAAAAUUUGCAAGAAGCAUUGCCGAUUCCAAAGUCAGGGUUUCUGGUGUUGCUUGUGGAAACUGAAUCUGAUAAAAGUCCUUAAUUUCCAAUAGAGAAAUGAAUAGGUUUUUACAUUAGAAUCGGAGGUAGUAUUGUUUGAUCAAGGGACUUUCGAGCUUCCCCUAAAACUAUUUGAUAUUUGUUGCAACAGAGUUUAGGAGUUUAAAAUGAAUGGAAAAUCUAUGUUCCUACGCCUAAAUCGAUACCCCAACUCUUACCCAAAUUCUGAAACACAUGUUUUUGAUCAUAAGAAGUCGGCUUUUCUAUGGGUUUUGAUGAGACACAAAUCUAGCGGUGGAAUGAGACCAAAGAGAAAAAUAUAUUAUAGAGUUGCUGAACUGGACAAAGUCAUGGACUUGCAAAAAAAGCCAUCCCUCAUACUAAAGCUUAUUAACAUUAUCCAAUCUCAAAAGCACAAAUUUAUAUUAUUGAGGGACCUGGAGAAAGAAGUAGGAUUUGUCCAAAAAUGGAACUUCAUGGCUGUUAUUGAGAAGUACUCUUCGAUCUUUUAUGUCGGCUCUGGAAGUAGUAGAGUGCCCCCUUAUGUUAGACUCUCCAAUAAAGCUGAAAUGAUUGCUAGUGAAGAAGAUAAGGUAAAGAGUGCAAUGGAACCAAUCUUGGUAAAGAAUUUGAGGAAGCUGUUGAUGCUGUCAGUUGAUUGUCGAGUACCGCUUGAGAAUAUAGAAUUCAUUGCAUCUGAAUUGGGUUUGCCUUGUGACUUCAAAACUUCAUUGAUUCCUAAGUACCCUGAAUUCUUUUCAGUGAAGGAAGCUGAUGGGAAAGCUCAUCUAAAUUUGGAAAACUGGGAUUCUUCACUUGCAGUCUGUGCUCGAGAAGAUGGAUUUGGUAAAGCUAGAGAUUUAUCUUCUUGUGGAUCUGGAAAAAGAGUUAGAAUCUCAAAAGAUGGCAACUUUUGUGGUCCUUUUGCAUUCAAGAUGUGUUUUCCUCCUGGCUUUAGGCCAAACGCGAGUUACCUUGAACAUCUUGAAAGGUGGCAGAAAAUGGAUUUUCCUUCCCCGUACUUGAAUGCGAGGAGAUUUGAUGUAGCUGAUCCGAAGACAAGAAAGAGAGUGGUCGCAGUUCUUCACGAGUUUCUAAGUUUGACAAUGGAAAAAAGAAUGACUUCAACACAAUUGGAUGCAUUUCAUAGGGAGUUUCUUCUACCAUCUAAACUAUUGCUUUGUUUAGUAAAGCAUCAAGGAAUCUUCUACAUCACUAAUAAAGGUGCAAGGAGUACAGUAUUUCUGAAAGAAGGCUAUGAAGGGUCAACUUUGGUCGAUAAAUGUCCUUUGCUGUUGCACUCUGAUAGAUUUCUUUCACUGUGUGGUAGGAGGGACGUGAGUUGCAAUACACACCAAGUUAGUUUAUAAUCACAUAUUUAUUGGAAAAAAAUUGCAUGAAAAGUGAAAGGAAGCUUAAUGCUCGUUGGAUUUCCCAAGAUAUGAAGUAAUGAACUUCGUUGUUGUAGUUUGGUGUUUUCGUACACCAAUUAAAAGAAGGAUGUAAAGAGAAAAUAGCAAGUAUUCUUUUAAGUAAUUUUACCGGGUAAAUGUUAGGUUUGGUGUAUACAUUAUAAUAUUUUUGGGAAAAAUAUGAGUUAGAGUUGGGAUUUCCAUCA
Molecule: messenger RNA, 2095 nt
Organism: Cucumis melo (muskmelon)
Lineage: Eukaryota; Viridiplantae; Streptophyta; Magnoliopsida; Cucurbitales; Cucurbitaceae
Product: protein WHAT'S THIS FACTOR 1 homolog, chloroplastic
Exons: 3
Coding region: 645-1847 (400 amino acids)
Molecular function (GO): RNA binding
Source: RefSeq, a predicted model, not a curated record